AUGAGACGUUCCCCAAUUGCUUGGCCAAAUCGAUUGGCGCUGAAUCACACGAGGGUCACAAGGCGCAGCUUCACGGCGCAUUUGUUUGGGCAAUUGCCCCGCCAUCCUCCGGCCACCAAACAUGCAUCGGUCUGCCAACACAAAACCACCACCACCACCCAAUCCAUCUUGCAAGUCGUCCGACGCCACAUCAGACCACCUACCAUGAGGGGUCUAUGUACUAACCUUGCUGGUCACCCAUUCAGGAUUGAUCCUUCGAUCCGCCUUCGGCGCGCAAUCCACGUGAACGACCACCUCCUCGUCAAGCGCAUCCUCCGCUCCCAUCCCAAUCUCCUCCACAACCCCGAUCAUUCCGUCUGCGGGAAUGCGAACUCGAACCUUCACCUAGCCGCUUCCCUCGGUCAUCUCUCCAUAUGCAAGAUCCUCGUCGAGCUCGGUCACGAGGAGGGCACCCCCGCACUGAACGAUGACCACCAAACCGCCCUCAUGCUAGCCGCCUCGGCCGGUCACACCGAAGUCGUCCACUUCCUGUGCGAAAAUGACCCGCAGUCCAUCUUGCGACAGGAUAUUCGCGGCCGCGAUGCCGUCAUGGAGGCCAGUCUGAACGGCCACGAUACCGUUGCAGACCUGGAUGGAAACACGGCCCUGCACUUUGCUAGCGGAAAUGGGAAUCUGCUGGUGCUGAGGACGCUUUUGGCCGCUGGGGCGGAUCCAGGCAGGAAGAAUAUCUGGAGCUGGACGCCUGGCGAGUAUAGCGCUACUGUCCAGGCAGAGGUGUACUUGAAGGGAUUGGUGAAUGAGGUGCAGAAAAGGAAGAUUGCGAAACGAGAGGCAGAGGAAACCCAGGCCGCACCACCACCGCUUUCCAAGAAGGAUAAAGUGAAAGGGGCAUUUUUAGGACUUGGGAUAAGAGGAAGCAUGUCACCACAUAGCGCAUUCCGUGGGAAAGUGCAUACAUGUGUCACCAACCAUGAUAGGGGAACCAGCGAUUUGGGGCAUUUAGAUCGAAGAGCGAGGAGUUGUGCAUACCGCUCACGGGAAAAGAGAUCCGUGGAAACGGGUGAAGGCAUCGGUGUUACCAACUGCACCAACACCUCAUCUGGUUGA
Messenger RNA from Sordaria macrospora k-hell, 1107 nucleotides. The record is from RefSeq and is a predicted model, not a curated record. Lineage: Eukaryota; Fungi; Ascomycota; Sordariomycetes; Sordariales; Sordariaceae.